AGGAAUCUUUCUAACCCCUACUCAGAAUCUCUCUCUUCCGAUUAAGAGCAAGACCAUGUCAUACCUGGCGCCAGUGCUCGUGAUUGGUGGGCAAGGUGGUGGCAAAUUUGAUUUUGAUGGUAUUGGCAAUGGAGCAACUCUGCGAAAGAUAUGGGUGUGGGCAGGAGGCUGGCAGAUCAAGGCCAUAAAGGUGUGGCUUACUGAUGGCCAGUGCAGGCAAUUUGGAAAUCCUGCCGGGGACUUUAAAGAAUUUACAUUUGAAGAUGGAGAGCACUUCACUUCUCUCUCACUGUGGGGAAAUGGAGCUGGAACACGUCUGGGUGCCAUCAAGUUCAAGACCAAUCGCUCCCCAGAAUUUUUUGCACAUAUGACAGACUGGGGGCUGAAAACAGAAUAUCCAAUUGAUACUGGUUCUGGAAUCUGCGUGGGAGUCACAGGAAGAGCAGGUUCAGACAUUGAUAGCUUGGGUUUCAAAUUUAUAAACACCAUCAAGUCUACUGUGUUAAAGAACAUGAAUUAUCCCACACUUCAUAGUGUGAUACCCAAGGUGGCUGUUGAGGAAAUCAAAUCAAUGACUUACCACAACAAUACUAGUGAGAUGCAAGAAUACAAAAUAGAAUCCUCAAAAACAGUCACCAAAAAGUCAUCCUGGUCUGUGACCAACAAGAUUGAAUUCAACUUCAGCUUUGAAGUGCAGGCAGGCAUUCCUGAGGUUGUUGAAAUAAAAACUGGGUUUGGUUUUACUGUGGGUACUGAAAGCACAUAUAGUUUAGAGAACUCUGAAGAAAAAACUGAGACGUUCUCUUUCUCUUUCAAAGUUCCUCCAGGGAAAGUAGUAGAUGUAGACGUCACAAUUGGCCGUGUCACCGUAGAUCUCCCCUACACUGGCACUGUUCAAAUUACCUGCUUUAACAACAGUGUUCUGGAGUUUCCCAUCAGUGGCACCUACAAAGGUGUCACUUAUACUGAGGCAAAAGCUGUUGUUAAUGAAUCAGCAAAACUGCUGUGAACAGUCUGGAUCUUACUGUUGUCCUUGGAGGGGCUUAGUGAGCUUUGCACAAACAAAAACUAAUUUGUUAAAGAUUCUUAAUAGAAAAAAUUGACAUUGAUUAUGCUAAUGAAAUUUGUAAUGUUAAUGGAGGAUGUUGAAAAUAUGAGUUAUUGAACAACACAUCUCAAAGGUGUAACUACACAAAUAAGGAAUUUGUUAUUAAAACAACUGAAAUAUAAAGUAAAUGUCCCCAGGGGUUGAUGAGGCCAUGUGCAUAUUCGCCUGGGAUAAUAAUUAAUGAGAAACAAACAAAAACAAAAACAAACAAAAAACUACAUUUUAAAACUGAAACGUCAUGUUUGUUUCUUUUUCAUGCUGGUGUCUUACUAUGUGACAUUUAAUUUUUUAAAAACUGUGUGACUGAUUCAGUAAAACAUAUUGUGCAUUGUGUGAGACACAUACAGCAAUGCACAUGUUUCCAAGUCACUAAAUGUUAUACAUCUUGUUUUGUGGUUGAGGGAACUGUACAGGAACAGUUGACAUGGAUGCUCUUUAGUCAGUAGCAGAGCCUGUUCUAGAAAACCAUGUGACCAUUUUUGGGAAAAAUGUUUUUGUUGUGAAAUCAGGUGGUUAAUCUUGUAAACUAACAGUUUUAAACAGGCAGUCCUUACUUCUGUAAUCCCCAGUCUCAAGUGUACUUACGUAGAAAUGAGAAAACAGGAAAUUUAAUAACUGGAUGAUUAUAACUGGGGAAGAAAUGGAUGACAGCAAAACAACUUAAUUAUGCUCAAACUUCCACUUCCUCACUGCCGUAAACCUCUAAGAGAACUCUGUAGGUUUAACGACUGUAGCGGGUAGUGGGAUGAUGCAUGGUGCAUGGCGCCAGGAGUCACCGGUACUGGUAUCAGUUAAAACUGAUCUGACUGUAUAUGGCCCCAGAUGGGCUUUAGCCUACUGCCCUUAA
Messenger RNA from Electrophorus electricus (electric eel), 1955 nucleotides. RefSeq names its product aerolysin-like protein. Lineage: Eukaryota; Metazoa; Chordata; Actinopteri; Gymnotiformes; Gymnotidae. The record is from RefSeq and is a predicted model, not a curated record.